AUGCAUGUUCAAGAAUAUCAGUAUCGCUUAAUUGAUAGCGUUCAGAAAGCUCUUGAGAAAUAUGAUUCCGAAUUGAAGAAUAUCAAUCAUCAAAUCUGGUCGAACCCCGAGCUAGGCUAUGAAGAAUACAAAGCCCAUGACCAUAUCUGCUCACUCUUCGAAAGUCUCAAAUCAGAAGGCUACCAAGUCCGCCGUAGCGCACAUGGGCUCGAAACAGCCCUAGAAAUCGAAUUCAAGCACGGCACGGGAGGCCGCGUAGUCGCCUUCAACGCGGAAUACGACGCACUCCCCGGGAUCGGACACGCAUGUGGCCACAAUCUAAUCGCGACGAGCUCAAUCGCCGCCUUCAUCGCGACCUGCGAGGCCUUGAAAGCCCGGUACCCAGAUGGACCCGGGUACACCGUCCGGCUGCUGGGCACGCCGGCGGAAGAAUCCGGCGGUGGAAAGGUGCGCUUGUUAGACAACGGAGCGUAUAAGGAUGUGGAUGCUUGUCUUAUGGUGCAUCCUAUGCCGAUGGCGCCUGAUGAUCCGGAACUGUUGAGUGUGGCGACUGUGUUGCCGGGGGGAUUUCUUGCGAACGAUAAGGUCACGGUGACUUUUACGGGGAAGCCGGCGCAUGCGGCUGCUGCGCCGUGGGAGGGCGUUAAUGCGCUUGAUGCUGUGGUGGCUGCCUAUGUGAAUAUUUCUCUGCUGCGACAGCAGAUUCUGCCAAGCCAGAGGAUUCAUGGGGUUAUUGCGCACGGUGGAGAUCGUCCGAAUGUGAUUCCCAUGUCGGCAUCUGUGGACUAUUAUAUCCGGUCACCCAGUCUCAAGACAUUGAAGCCGUUGACUGAAAAAGUGAUCAAGUGCUUCGAAGCGGCAGCGACUGCCACCGGGUGUCAAGUUGAGUUUGACUGGGGCAUCUCGUACGCUGAUUUAAAGACCAAUACGCCCAUCUGCGAGAAUUACGUUACCGCCAUGCGCGCAAUGGGACACCAUACAGUGUUUGAUAACUCAGGCAAGAAGGGGGUCUUGGGUGGUGCUUCGACGGAUAUGGGGAACGUCACCUAUGCCGUACCCGGCUUUCAUGGAAUGUUCACCAUCCCCGCUGAGGGAGUGAAUCAUACGCCGCAGUUUACUAACGGUGCUGGAUCACCGGAGGGAUAUAAGCGUAGUCUUGCCUGUGCUGCUGGCAUGGCUGUUGUUGGAUGUCAAAUCUUGGUGGAUGAUAAAGUGGCGGAGCAAGUGAAGAAGGACUUUGAAAGGGACGAAUAA
This is a messenger RNA of Aspergillus pseudotamarii, 1254 nucleotides long. RefSeq names its product M20 family metallopeptidase. NCBI's taxonomy places the organism in Eukaryota, Fungi, Ascomycota, Eurotiomycetes, Eurotiales, Aspergillaceae. Bases 1 to 1254 code for a protein of 417 amino acids. Gene Ontology annotation, molecular function: dipeptidase activity. The transcript is spliced from 4 exons. The record is from RefSeq and is a predicted model, not a curated record.